ACUGUCUAAAACCCCUUACUCUUCCUCUUUCUCUCUCUCUCUCUCUCUCUCUCUCUUUGGGUUUCUUGUUCUUUUUCUCGCGAAGACUAGCUACGACUCUGUGCCAAGAGCUUCGAACAACUCUAUUCAGAGACUCAAACCAUGAAGAAGGGAGGCUUAAGCCCUAACCUCAAGCUCUCCCUUCCUUCUGAAGAGGUUUCUUUCGCCAAGUUCCUGACUCAAAGCGGAACUUUUAUGGAUGGCGAUCUGCUCGUGAAUAGGGAUGGAGUUCGAAUCGUUUCUCAGAGUGAAGUUGAAGUUCCACCGCCGAUUCAGCCAACAGACAAUCAAUUGAACUUGGCAGACAUAGACACCAUUAAAGUCAUUGGAAAAGGGAGUGGGGGGAUUGUGCAACUGGUACAACACAAAUGGACUGGUCAGUUUUUUGCAUUAAAGGUAAUUCAAAUGAAUAUUGAAGAGUCUGCUCGGAAGCUGAUUGCGCAGGAGUUGAAAAUUAAUCAAUCGUCACAAUGCCCUUAUGUUGUUGUAUGUUAUCAGUCCUUUUAUGAUAAUGGUGCAAUUUCAAUCAUCCUUGAGUACAUGGAUGGUGGAUCUCUAGCUGAUUUUCUGAAGAAGGUCAAAACAAUUCCAGAACCGUAUCUUGCAGCCAUUUCUAAGCAGGUGCUCAAGGGUUUGCUGUACCUUCAUCAUGAAAAACAUAUUAUCCAUAGGGACCUAAAACCUUCAAAUUUGUUAAUAAACCAUCGAGGAGAAGUUAAGAUCACUGACUUUGGUGUAAGUGCAAUACUGGAAAGCACCUCUGGACAGGCAAAUACUUUUCUUGGCACAUACAACUAUAUGUCUCCAGAGAGAAUUACUGGAGGAAAAUAUGGCUACAAAAGUGAUAUAUGGAGCUUGGGCUUAGUACUACUUGAGUGUGCAACUGGUAAAUUCCCAUAUAUACCACCAGAGCAAAGUGAAGGGUGGACUAACUUUUUUGAGCUUAUGGACACGAUUGUUUCGCAACCACCACCUUGUGCACCUUCUGAUCAAUUUUCUUCUGAAUUCUGCUCAUUUAUCUCUGCAUGUGUACAGAAAGAUCCCAAGGAUAGAUGUUCAGCACAUGAACUUAUGAUGCAUCCUUUCAUCAGCUUGUACGAAGAUUUGGACGUUGACCUUUCAUCUUACUUCAAGAAUGCAGGAUCUCCACUUGCAACAUUUUAGAUCUCAUUUGUAUGUUGAAAUUUUGUGUUCUGUCCUCAACUUUAGAUUCAACAAUGAACAUAAGAACGCAAAAUAUACUGCCGUGUUUUCAUUUUAAGGCUUAUGUUAGUGUAGUUUGUACUGUUCAGGCAACUCAAGUUAGGUGGAUCUGGUGUAUGAUACUCAAGGUUGAUGAAACAUCUACCAGAACUUUAGAAAGCACAAUAGCAAGCUCUUACUGUUAACAUGACGGAAUAAAUGGAUUUCUCAAUCCGUCAUUAUACAGGAAGCACUUCUGUACUAUUAUGGGUCUGCAGAUCACAGAGAAUCCCCAUGGCUUAGAGUUUGAUUGGUGGAAAUAUUUGAUCUGUAGACUUGAGAUUCUAUGAUUGCAAGGAAAGGUACCUUUUGCUUUUCCUGUAUGAUGAGCAAAAGGAAUAUGAUUUAUUGUACAAACCAAAACAGAUACUGUAACAAAGUUGGCCAAAGGUACCUGAAAAUUUUCUGUA
This is a messenger RNA of Ziziphus jujuba (common jujube), 1691 nucleotides long. RefSeq names its product mitogen-activated protein kinase kinase SIPKK. The coding region runs from base 142 to 1203 and encodes 353 amino acids. The transcript has 8 exons. Gene Ontology annotation, molecular function: protein serine/threonine kinase activity; ATP binding. The record is from RefSeq and is a predicted model, not a curated record. Gene Ontology annotation, biological process: protein phosphorylation. Gene Ontology annotation, cellular component: cytoplasm. Lineage: Eukaryota; Viridiplantae; Streptophyta; Magnoliopsida; Rosales; Rhamnaceae.